This is a messenger RNA of Miniopterus natalensis, 1805 nucleotides long. RefSeq names its product potassium inwardly rectifying channel subfamily J member 8 (gene KCNJ8). The record is from RefSeq and is a predicted model, not a curated record. Gene Ontology annotation, biological process: regulation of monoatomic ion transmembrane transport; potassium ion import across plasma membrane. Gene Ontology annotation, molecular function: ATP-activated inward rectifier potassium channel activity. Gene Ontology annotation, cellular component: plasma membrane. NCBI's taxonomy places the organism in Eukaryota, Metazoa, Chordata, Mammalia, Chiroptera, Miniopteridae.
GCGCGGGGAGGUGCGGCGGCCGCACCCGCUGUCCGGAGUCUGUAAGUUUCUACGCUCCGCCUGGGGAGCGGACCGGGAGGCUGGCUGCGUCCCCGCAAAAGACUGAAAAUGCAAAACACAGCUGAGGUUUGCAGUGUUGCAGGGACUUUUCGGGGCACGCUCUUUUAACUCUAUCUGCAGCCCGCGGGCUAUUUUCCGGGUUUUCCCUGCAGCUUGUAUGUUCGCUUCCUUCGUUGCAAAGAAGUUUUCAUUUUAUAACAGGAGCUCCAAUGGAGAGUAAUUUUAAAUGCAACUCAUACUUCUUUCAAAGGAGGACGGGUCUCUAGAGGAGAGGCAGGCCGGAGACAGGUGGGCAGGCGGCCUGUGGUGACGGGACGAUGUUGGCCAGAAAGAGCAUCAUCCCGGAGGAGUAUGUGCUGGCGCGCAUCGCGGCCGAGAACCUGCGCAAGCCGCGCGUCCGCGACCGCCUGGCCAAAGCCCGCUUCAUCGCCAAGAGCGGGGCCUGCAACCUGGCGCACAAGAACAUCCGCGAGCAGGGCCGCUUCCUCCAGGACAUCUUCACCACCUUGGUAGACCUGAAGUGGCGCCACACGCUGGUCAUCUUUACCAUGUCGUUCCUCUGCAGCUGGCUGCUCUUCGCCAUCAUGUGGUGGCUGGUGGCCUUUGCCCAUGGGGACAUCUAUGCUUACAUGGAGAAGAGUGGAAUGGAGAAAAGUGGCUUGGACUCCGCUGUGUGUGUGACGAAUGUCAGGUCUUUUGCCUCCGCUUUUCUCUUCUCCAUCGAGGUGCAAGUGACAAUUGGCUUCGGGGGGAGGAUGAUGACGGAGGAAUGCCCCCUGGCCAUCACGGUGCUGAUUCUUCAGAACAUCGUGGGCUUGAUCAUCAACGCGGUGAUGCUGGGCUGCAUCUUCAUGAAGACGGCGCAGGCGCACCGCAGGGCCGAGACGCUGAUCUUCAGCCGCCACGCGGUCAUCGCCGUGCGCAACGGCCGGCUGUGCUUCAUGUUCCGCGUGGGCGACCUGAGGAAAAGCAUGAUCAUCAGCGCCUCCGUGCGCAUCCAGGUGGUCAAGAAAACGACCACCCCCGAAGGCGAGGUGGUGCCCAUUCACCAGCUGGACAUCCCCGUGGACAACCCCAUCGAGAGCAACAACAUUUUCCUCGUGGCGCCUUUGAUCAUCUGCCACGUGAUCGACAAGCGCAGCCCCUUGUACGACAUCUCAGCGGCCGACCUGGCCACGCAGGACCUGGAGGUCAUAGUGAUUCUGGAGGGCGUGGUGGAGACCACGGGCAUCACCACGCAGGCGAGGACCUCCUACGUCGCCGAGGAGAUCCAGUGGGGCCACCGCUUCGUGUCCAUCGUCACCGAGGAGGAGGGAGUGUACUCUGUGGACUACUCCAAAUUCGGCAACACUGUUAAAGUCGCCGCGCCCCGGUGCAGCGCCCGCGAGCUGGACGAGAAGCCGUCCAUCCUCAUCCAGACCCUGCAGAAGAGCGAGCUGUCCCACCAGAACUCCCUGAGGAAGCGCAACUCCAUGCGCAGGAACAACUCCAUGCGCAGGAACAACUCCAUCCGCAGGAACAACUCGUCCCUCAUGGUGCCCAAGGUGCAGUUCAUGACGCCGGAGGGAAACCAGAAUGCGUCCGAAUCCUGACAGCAACACAGCCCCCAGGAGGAGUUUUCAUCAAGUGCUGACGCUUUAGGCUGGGCACUACCACACUGUACCCGAGCUGGAACACAGUAAUUUGUCCUUCUACAUCUUUUCUUUUUCUUUUUAAUAUAUCUUUAUUGACUUCCGAGAGAGGAA